GUGGAGGCGGAGAGCAGGGCGGCAGAUGCGUGCGGUGGGAGAACAGGUGCAGGGGAGGGUGUGAUGUGUGGUGGAAGCGUCGGGGCGGGGCAGUCGGGCCCGGCGGACGGGUGCGAGGGGGAGGUAGAGCAGGGGAAGGGGAGGAGGGAUGUGGGGGAGAAUGGGAGAACGGGUGGCGGCAAGGCAGCGGAGGAGGGAAGCGGGUGGAGAGGUGACGUAGGUGCUCAAGGAGCGGCAGUGGCAGGAGUGGAUGGGGAGGGCAGCAUGAAUGGGCGGGAGGAAGAGGGAGAAGGCAUCGUGGGAUCGGGGGUGGCGCGUGAGGAGGUGGUAGGCGCGUCGGUGCAGAGGACGGGAGGUGCAGUAGGCGAAUCAGAGGGAGUUGUGGAGGUGGGGAGGGAGAGAGGGGCAGCGGCGGGUAGGAGUUGGAAGAGGAAGUUUUCGGACGGCGAGAGGGGCGAUGGCGAGGGGGGUGUUCCGAGGGCGAAGGAGUGGGUGAAGGCGAGGUCUGGGGAGCGAGGCGGAAGCGCGAGCUUGGAGGAGUCAGGAGCGAGUGCGGGGGAGAACAGCAUGUUGCGGGACGAUAGGCUGCAUUGGGACUUGAACAUGGACAUGGAAGAAUGGGGGACGGUGGCGGAAGAGGAGAGCGGCGCGGGGUGGGCGGAGAGGUCGCGGUUGGGUGGAAGGAUUGGGGCGGAGAAGAGGGAGAGCAUGCGCGCGAACAUGGUACAAGAAUCAGAGGGAGGGGUGCGGAAGCGCGCAGCGCAGGGUGGUGCGGAUGCAGGCAGCGGUGCAGAAGGGAGAGUCGGUAGUGUGAGCGGCGAGUUGGAGGUGGAGGUGGGAGUGGAGGAGGCGAUGGCGGUGGAUAGGAAGGGGGAGGCGGGGUUGGCGCGUGCAGGGUCUGGGAAUGGGGUUUCGGAGUCGGCGGAGUGGGAGUCGAGGGAAACGGUUUCGUCGAUGUGGGGUGGUGGAGGGUUGGGUGAGAGUGGUGGGGUGGAGGAGCACGGUGAGACAGGAGAGGGAUCGGAGACUGUUAUUCUGAGGUCGGAAGGAGGGGCGCGAGCAUCAGCGUUGCAAGAGGACGAUGGACACAGAGGAGGCAACAUAGGAAGCGACGUUGGGGCGGAAGUGGGGCCUGGUGCGGUGGAUGCAGCGGAAGGGGUUGGCGGUGAAGAGGCGAAAGCAGAGGUGGAGGGUGUUGUGGACGAGGUGAUAGAAGGCGAUGAUGUUGCGACAGGGGAGGAAGGCGGAGCGGUGAUGGAUGGGUGCAGGUCGGGAGGUGCGGUGUUCGGAGCAGGGUCGUGUGGUGUGCGGGAGGAGGUGGGUGGGAGGUGCAGCGUGGAGGACGUGAGAGGCGAAUGCAGUGAUGGGGUUGAAGUAGAGAAGCAAGGUGGGGAGAGGUUGAGGCGGACGGGGGAGGGGGAGGAAGAAGUAGGUAGGGGUCCAGCGCGGGAGGCGAGCGUGGAUGGCGGUGGAGGGAACGGAAGCCCCGUGAGGAGCAGCGUAGAAGCAGGAAGGUGCGAUGAGGUGGGUGGAGGUUCCCAGGAGCACGAGAAGUCGGUGGAGGAGGUGGAUAGAGGUGGGAGCGAGGGUGGUGGGUCGCCGUCGAGACAGGUGGCAGGAGCGAAAUGGGAGGGUGAUAACGGGGAGGACCUGGAAGGCGAUGAUGUGGAUUAUGGUGACUCUGACAUGAGGGUCGGGGACGAUGUGGAGAUGGAAGGCACGGGAGUGCAGCGGGGCGGCGUAGAGGUGGAGAGUGCAUGGAAGGGCGAGGGCGAUGCGGUGGUGUGCGAAGUGCAAGGGGGAUCGGGUUCGGAAAGCCAGGGGGAGGAGGGAGGCGGGAUGAUGGGGAGGGAGAGGAGGCACGGAAGUGGGAGCAGUGGCGGCGAGGAGUCACAGGGGAUGGAAAGCGGGAAAGCGUAUGGUGGAGAAGCGGAGGAAGGAGAGCGCAGCGGGAUGGGUGGGAAGAGCAGAAGCAGUUCGGAACGGAACGGAGGUGCGGGAGGUGGAGAGGAGAAAUGCGAGGAGGAGCACGGCAACGGAAGUGGGAGCGGUGGGACUUGCGGGAGUCGUGGGGCGUCGUUGGAGAGGACGGAGGGCGGGAGCGGAGCGGAGGGGAGUGGGAGGGGGGUGCGGAAGUCGGAGGUUCGGAGAGAAGGUUCGGAAGGCGGGAGUCGAUCUCGGGCGAAGUCGGGGUGGGACCAGCUUCCGGAGGGGUUUCAGAGCGCGGAGGAAGCACUGCAAGCGGCUCGGUCGAACGCAGGACAGGCGGGUUGGGGGUCGGCGUACGGGUGCGGAUACGCGGGGUGGAAUGGGAAUUCGAGCACGCACUUUGGGUCGGGGGAGAAUCGGUACCUGUCGGGGCACGGGAGAGGGAUGGUGGUGGGGCCGGCGGGCGAGAGAGGUGCGUUCGAUAAGGUGGCGUGGAGCAGGGGCGAGCAUGCACGGAGAAGCCGAGUGGACGUGGGGUUGGAGAUGCACGGGAGAGUGGGCGUGGGGCAGGAGAUGCGACACGGGAGCGGGGGCAGGGCACGACCGUCGUCGCUGGAGGCAGCGCAUCGACAGCCUCGGAGGCGAGGAGUUUGGGGGGAGGAUGCAGGGGGCGCGGGUCCGCUGUGGGCGUACGGUGCAGGGAGGGCGCUGUCGCCUUCGGGUGCGGGACCGGGACCGGGGCCGGGACGGGAGGCGUUCGGGUUCCACCCGCAGAAGGCUCGGAACGCAGCAGCCGUGGCGGCGGCGAAAGUGGAGAGCAGCGGACUGGUGGUGGCUCCGGACGGGACGGUGAUCAAGGCAGGGGGCGGGGGUCAGGGCGGGCUGCGAGGGCUGGGCGGGAAGGGGAGGGGAGGCGGGUUUACGGGGAUGGUGGGGGACAUGGGGUCGAACGGGAUGAUGGGCGGAGUGGGGAACGCGGGGCUGGCGCAUCCGAUGAGGAUGGGAGGGGAUGUGGAUUUGAGGGGGAGGGAGUGCCUGGGCGUGGACGCGAGGGUGGCGGGGGGGAUGGGGAUGGGGUCGCACUGCGUAGAUCCGGCGCUGCGGUUCAAGGGGGUGGGCGAGAGGUUCGGUCCCGGUCCCGGUCCCGGGCUGCCUCCCGGGGUGGGGAGUUCGAUGGGGCGCGGGGGGCCGGGAAUGAUGGGCGGGCCGGACCGGAGCAGAUUCACGUGGACGCGGGGAGAUGGACGGUUCGCGGGGUCAGUGGAGCAAGACGAGAGGGGGAUCUCACGGAGGCGGGUGCGGUGGAGGCCAGGGCCGCCGGGGAGGCGAGCGCAAGAUCCCGGGUGGGCGCAAACCACCAAGAUCGAUGUCGAACAACGAGGAGGCGGGGGAGGAGGCGGGAGGAGGGAGCGAAGCGCGGAAGAGCAGAAGUGCGCACGGGAGCGAGGCGAAAGUGGAGGGGGAGGGUGCGAGUGUGGGUGCGGGCAUGGAUGCGGAGGGUCCCGGUGGGCAGCAGGGGGCGCCGUCACCUCCGAAGCUGCCGCUGCCGCCACCUCCCCCGAGGGCGCAGAGGUCUCCGCCAGCGGGUCUGAAGCGACUGCUGAACAACAAGAGGGAGGAGGAGUGGCCGCGAGGACGAGAGAGAAGCAGGGAGAGGGAGAGGGAGAGGGUGGGAUCACGAGGGCAUUACUCGCCUUCACGGAGAUCCUCGCCGCACGUGAUCCACGGGUCAGCGUUGACGGACGAGCGGGACAGGCUGUUGCUGGCGGGGAUCGACAGGGGGAGGUCGAUGGAGGGUGGCCACGAAGGGAGAAGAGCGCAACACCACGAGGGGCGAAGGCAGGAGGGAGAGAGCCACGCGGGGAAGGGGGAGGAGUUGACGGGCAGAUCACGAGCACAGAGCAAGGACGAGGGAGGGAGGGGCGGCGAUGGGAAGGAGUCGAGAGCGGAGAGCGAGCGGCGCAGCGCGUCGAGGGGCGGGAGUCGGAGAGAGAGCCAGAAGCCCGGAGGCGAGAGCAAACACAGCAGCAGCCGGGAGGGCGAGGACGACGUAGCUCCGAGGCGGCGGAGACCAUCGUAGGGCGGAAAGCAGGAAGAGGGAGGGAAUGCGUGGGAGACGAUCGGGGAAGGGGGUUGCAGGAGCGUGUGGAGGAGAAGAGUGGACAAUGGUGUUGGUGGGGUUCGCCACAGUUUUGGUCGCAAGUGGCAGGCGAGGACGCGCAGGGAGGGUGGCGUGAGCGUGCACAUCCACAGGGAUAUGGGUGGGGUUGGUGA
Messenger RNA from Physcomitrium patens, 4203 nucleotides. NCBI's taxonomy places the organism in Eukaryota, Viridiplantae, Streptophyta, Bryopsida, Funariales, Funariaceae. The record is from RefSeq and is a predicted model, not a curated record.